This is a messenger RNA of Drosophila ficusphila, 629 nucleotides long. RefSeq names its product transmembrane protein 60. The record is from RefSeq and is a predicted model, not a curated record. The transcript has a single exon. Bases 162 to 557 code for a protein of 131 amino acids. NCBI's taxonomy places the organism in Eukaryota, Metazoa, Arthropoda, Insecta, Diptera, Drosophilidae.
AAUCAAAAUUUGAAGUAGUAAAAAUACUACUAAAAAAUAUGACUUUUGUUGACAUCAACCUUUACAAAUUUUACAACACUGAAGUUAAAAGUACAUUUGAUGCAUUUGGGAUUUGUUUAUUUCUUGACCUACCAUGAAAAAGUUAUAAAUAAUUAACCAACAUGACGCUCGCACAUCGGGCGCUCUUUACGUGGUUUAUUGUUCUGGUUUUUCUAAUCCUGUUGUGCCUACGCUUGGAUCCGCGCACAACAUGGAAUUGGUUCGUCACUUUUACGCCGCUUUGGUUUUUCGAUGUCAUUAUCAUAAUCUACGUGAUAAUCAAGUUUAUCCGCAAAUGGAGGAACCUAACUUGUCUGACGGAUCUGCUGUUUCUUUACAAAUGGAACAUUGCAGGCGUCUUGCUGACCAUUUCCUCCCAGGUGAUGAUUUGCCUCACGCUAGAGUACCCGCAGCAGAUUCCCAUCUACGUGACUAUUGCCCCAGUGGUUUUGCUCCUAAGCACCGCCAUAUUUUAUGUGGGCAGCAGGCUGGGAAAACGCGAGGGCUGGAUUCAAUAAGAUUUUGGAUUAUGAUGUAGGAUUAAGUAUAUAUUGUAAGAUAAGAGAUGUACAUAAAGUGGAAACUUAAAA